Lolium perenne is the source of this 2543-nucleotide messenger RNA. Its product is annotated as protein indeterminate-domain 4, chloroplastic. Gene Ontology annotation, cellular component: nucleus. Gene Ontology annotation, molecular function: DNA-binding transcription factor activity. The record is from RefSeq and is a predicted model, not a curated record. NCBI's taxonomy places the organism in Eukaryota, Viridiplantae, Streptophyta, Magnoliopsida, Poales, Poaceae.
AAAGCUUGACAGCGAAACGAACGAAAGGAAUCAGACAGCAACCUUCUUAUUAGCCUCCUCCAUACCCUCCUCCUCCUCCCCCCUCUCCACUUCUUCUUCUUCUUCCCUCCCCCUUGUCAAGGGCGAGCGAGAAGACCACCACAGCUAGCGAAGCAGCGCAAGAUCAGAUAGAUAAGAGAGACACGCAGGUGAAAGGAAAUUUGCUAGCCGAAGGCUAGCCUACAAAAAGGGAAAACUUUGCCUGCUUCCGGCGAGAGUAGCUAGCUUCAACGGCGAUGGCGUCCAAUUCAUCGGCGGCGGCUGUGGCGGCGUUGUUUGGAAUUAGGGAUGGCCACCAGCAGGACCAGAUCAAGCCACUGCUUCCGCUGCAGCAGCAGCACCACCACCAACCCGCCCUCGCGCCGCCCAGCGCGGUGGCGGCGGGACCGGACCAGCCGGCUGCGGCGGUGCCACCGGUGAAGAAGAAGAGAACCAUGCCUGACCCUGACGCUGAGGUGAUCGCGCUGUCGCCCAAGACGCUGAUGGCGACGAACCGGUUCGUGUGCGAGGUGUGCAACAAGGGGUUCCAGCGGGAGCAGAACCUGCAGCUGCACCGGCGCGGCCACAAUCUGCCGUGGAAGCUGAAGCAGAAGGACCCGAACCAGGUGCAGCGGCGGCGGGUGUACCUCUGCCCGGAGCCGACGUGCGUCCACCACGAGCCCGGCCGCGCGCUGGGCGACCUCACGGGCAUCAAGAAGCACUUCUGCCGCAAGCACGGCGAGAAGAAGUGGAAGUGCGACAAGUGCGCCAAGCGCUACGCCGUGCAGUCGGACUGGAAGGCGCACUCCAAGGUCUGCGGCACCCGCGAGUACCGCUGCGACUGCGGCACCCUAUUCUCCCGGAGGGACAGCUUCAUCACCCACAGGGCCUUCUGCGACGCCCUCACCCAGGAGAGCGCGCGCCUGGCACCCGCCGCCCACCUCUACGGCGGCGCCACGGCCGCUGCCAACAUGGCGCUCAGCCUCUCUCAGGUGGGAUCCUCCUUCCAGGACGUCCACGGCCAGUACCACCAGCAGGCAUCCUCGGACCUCCUCCGCUUCGGCGGCGGUGGCGGCGGCGGCGGCAUGGCUGCCCGCCUCGACCACCUCCUCUCGUCGUCCACCUUCCGCAACCUGCCGCCUCCCCAAGCACCGGCGCCGUUCCACCUCGGCCAGACGCAGCAGGAGUUCGGCGACGGGAACAACAACGGCCCGCACGCGUUCCUGCAGGGCAAGCCGUUCCACGGCCUCAUGCAGCUCCCGGACCUCCAGGGCAACGGCUCCGGGGGCACGGCGUCGUCGGCUCCCGGUCUCUUCAACCUCGGCGGCUACAUCGCCAACAGCGCCAACAGCUCCGGCGGUACCUCCAGCCACGGCCACGCCAGCCAGGGGCACAUGGCCAACAAUGACCAGAUCAGUGAAGGAGCCGGUGGUGCCGGUUCUGAGAACUCCGGCGCGGCGUUCUUCAACGCCGCGGCCGGUGGGAACUUCUCCGGUGGCGACCACCACCAGGUUGUUGCUCCCGCUGGGAUGUACAACGAGCAGCAGGCCAUGGCGAUGCUGCCGCAGAUGUCGGCCACGGCCCUGCUCCAGAAGGCGGCACAGAUGGGCUCCAGCACCAGCGCGGACGGCGGCGGCUCCUCCUCCAUAUUCAGCGGUUUCCUGGGCCAGUCCGACCAGCAGGGUCGCGCGCCCAGCAUGGUGGACCAGGGAAUGCAUCUCCAGAGCCUGAUGAACUCGCUGGCCGGCGGGAGCAACGGAGGCGGGAUCUUUGGAGGCGGCGGCAACGGCCGGGGUAUGAUUGAUCCGAGACUGUAUGACAUGGACCAGCACGAGGUGAAAUUUAGCCAGCAGGGCCGUGGGGGCAGCGGCGGCGGCGGUGGAGACGUGACAAGGGACUUUCUCGGCGUUGGUGGCAGAGGGGACGUGAUCAGAGGGAUGUCAGUGGCAAGAGGGGAGCACCACAGCGGCGGCGGCGGCGACAUGAGCUUCUUGGAGGCCGAGAUGAAGUCGGCCUCGUCGCCCUUCAAUGGAGGCAGGAUGCAGUGAUGAUGAGCUUAAUUUUCUUUAGAAAGGCAUGAAGCUGGCUUAAGUUCGUUCCGAUCGAGUCGUGAACCUGAGAACCAUAUGCAUGGAAGAAGCUGUUUACUUACAACUUUGUUUACAUGUCAGCACAAAUGUUUUGACUUCUGGGAGCAAGGUUGGAAGGGUAUGCAUCAAUGCAUGAGCUUCUUCUUCCACCAAUUCAAGAAAGGUAAAACGACUCAAAUCAUUAGACUAGAUCUUAUAUUUAGCGGCAGUCUUCCUGUCAAUGUUUUGUUACCGCAGUUGAAUAUUAUUAAAUGUAAUUGGAUUAAUUCAUGCCGGCUAGGGAGAGAUCGUUGCAUAUACCGUAAGGUUUUUGUAGCUGGCAAUGUGAGGGAUGGUUAGAACUUGCGCACCCCAAACUCAAUCUUUUUUUCUUUUCUUACAAAUAAUGACAUUGCUGUAGCCCGAAUGGGUGGUAUGAAUUUUCUUUUUCCGUAA